This is a messenger RNA of Hypomesus transpacificus, 1716 nucleotides long. It is a transcript of the gene spo11, whose product is annotated as SPO11 initiator of meiotic double stranded breaks. NCBI's taxonomy places the organism in Eukaryota, Metazoa, Chordata, Actinopteri, Osmeriformes, Osmeridae. The record is from RefSeq and is a predicted model, not a curated record. Gene Ontology annotation, cellular component: nuclear chromosome. Gene Ontology annotation, biological process: meiotic DNA double-strand break processing; meiotic DNA double-strand break formation; reciprocal meiotic recombination. The transcript is spliced from 13 exons. Gene Ontology annotation, molecular function: DNA binding; DNA topoisomerase type II (double strand cut, ATP-hydrolyzing) activity; ATP binding. The coding region runs from base 105 to 1277 and encodes 390 amino acids.
UCGAGACCGCACAACUUUCUUCACAUUGAUUUUCGCGCCCAAAGCACGUCAUUAGCACAAGGAGUAGCAGGGGGCAGCACGCCCAUCAAUAUCAAGAAUCAGCAAUGGAAUCAAACAUAUUUGAACAAAAGUUUGUUGCAGUUGAUAAACUUCGUGUAGAGUUGCUGGAACAUUUAAACAGUAUGGAAACUCAACAUGAAGAGGAAGAAGUUAGCAGCCAGGACGUUUUAACACGCAUUGAAAAGGUGAUUGUUGGAAUAGUGAAGGAACUGUCCACAGGUCAUGCACCAGCUUUUGUCCUUCCAAACAGAUCGAGUUGGGCAAAUGUUAGUUUUGACAGUGCCAUCGGUCUUCAAAUGAGCUGGAGAAGGUCUGUCACCACAGUUCGGAGCGACUGUUCCUCGUCUGUCACUAAAUUUGCACACAUACUCAAAGUUCUGUCAACCAUCUACAAACUUGUACAGAGCAACUCAUACGCUACUAAAAGGGACAUCUAUUACAAUGACACACAGCUGUUUGGUUCACAGAGAAUCGUAGAUUCCAUUGUGGAUGACCUUUCCUGUCUGCUUAGGAUUCCACGCAGGAAACUGCAUGUGCUGGCUACGUCCAAGGGACUCAUCUCAGGCGCCCUGUGUUACCUGGAGGAGGACGGCACCAGGGUGGACUGCAGCUCCAGUUCCACUGCUGUUCCAGUCUCAUCCAAUGUUGGCGGAAUAAGGAACAUUGUGUCAUCAGCUAAGUUUGUGUUGAUCGUGGAGAAGGACGCAACCUUCCAGAGACUGCUGGAUGAUGACCUUUGCUCUAAGCUGUUUCCCUGCAUCAUGAUCACGGGCAAAGGAGUGCCAGAUGUGAACAGCAGGCUGAUGGUGAGAAAAAUUUGGGAUAGCCUGCACAUCCCCAUCUUUGCUUUGGUGGAUGCAGACCCUCAUGGCAUUGAGAUCAUGUGCAUCUACAAGUACGGAUCAGUGGCCAUGUCGUUUGAGGCCCACAGUCUGACCGUCCCCAGCGUGAUGUGGCUAGGCCUCCUCCCCUCUGACCUCCAGAGAUUGAGGGUGCCUGAGGAUGCUCUGAUUCCCCUCACCCAGAGAGAUGAGAACAAACUGAGCAGCCUGCUCAAAAGGCCUUACCUCACCUGCCAACCAGCCUGGCAGAGAGAGAUGGAGUUAAUGCAGCAGAAUAAGGUCAAAGCUGAAAUCCAGUCAUUGGCAUCCAUAGCUCCUGGUUUUCUCCCCCAGGUCUACCUGCCUAACAAGCUGCGCUAUGGAGGAUGGAUAUGACCAAAUACUGCCCUCUUUUGGUGUAAUGUGAUAGUAGAAUGGAUACAGGAAGUCACUUUCGUUUUUGGUUAAAUUAUUUUAUUACUUAAUAGUCAUCUCAUGAAUUGAUUACAUAUUAGUAGGAAUUAAAGCACUUUAUAACAAAACAAUAUGCAUUUAUAUUGUUAUUGGCCAUUGUGCAUAGUCUAAUAGCAUUUGCGAUGACCCGAAAAGCAAGCGGGCAACGCCAGAAAUAGCAAACGUGAAGUCACAUGCAUGUGAAACCAAAUCCUACGUCAUGAUCGGGGUGUUGUAAAACCCUUCUAACAUGGUUGUAAUGCAAAGCUAGUUUCCCAUCACAGACGCUCAUUUCGAAGAACUAAAAGGAGACAGCUAGUUGUUUAUUUCUCCUGUGAAUCACCGGACUCUAAUCCAAGAAAACUUGUUUUAAAUAAUUCAA